AUGAAGAUCCUUUUUGUGUGCCUCGGGAACAUAUGCCGCUCCCCCAUGGCGCAUGGGGUCAUGCAGCAUCUAGUGAGGAAGGCGGGCCUGUCUAGCCAGGUACAGGUGGACUCCUGUGGCAUGUUCGGGCAUCCUGAAGACACCUCCACGGAAUACGGCACACAGAAAGCCAUAGCUGACAAUCUCGGCAUCUCCUUUUCAAAGAAGUCUAGGCACUGGCGCAAGUCGGACUAUGACGACUUUGACCUCAUCCUCGCCAUGGACAAAAGCAACUUUCAAGACAUAAUGCGGGAAGUGGGGAGGCGCGACCAGUCCAAGGUUCGGAUGUUCCGGGACUAUGACCCGGAGGGAAGGGGAGAUGUCCCCGACCCAUACUACUGCGGCCGCUUUGAGUUGGUUUACUCCAUGGUCGAGCGAACCUGCCGCAGCAUCCUCAACCAUAUCGAGAGCGGAAAGCCUUUGUGA
Messenger RNA from Giardia duodenalis, 465 nucleotides. RefSeq names its product Low molecular weight protein-tyrosine-phosphatase. The record is from RefSeq and is a predicted model, not a curated record. Gene Ontology annotation, molecular function: protein tyrosine phosphatase activity. The transcript has a single exon. The coding region runs from base 1 to 465 and encodes 154 amino acids. Gene Ontology annotation, biological process: protein dephosphorylation. Lineage: Eukaryota; Fornicata; Diplomonadida; Hexamitidae.